GGUCAGUCAGUUUCCGGUCGUGACAAUAUCGUGGGAUUUAUGGGACUGCGUGGGACUUAUGUAGACUUGCACGCAGAAAUGUCGUACGCGUAACGCGACGGUCGCUUGUUAUGUUUGACCGUUCCGUCGCGGGUGAUCUCGGUAGUGUAUCGCGUCGACGUCGCGUCUCCGCAGAAACGAUCGCAGUCCAAUCCCAUCGACCUUACGGUUUCCCCAUCUUCUUUCUUGCCUUCCUGCUAUUACCCUUGGCGUCCACAGUUCGGUGACACAGCGUCGGAGUGACGUGUGCGGCCCGAAGAAGCAUGCAGUUUUAUAAAGACAGACUGUUGUCGUCCGGCCAGCUGAAACGGCUCAGUGAGCACAAGUAUAGCUGCACGAGCAAUAGCAUCCUCGACGGCCUCCUGCAACCAUGGUGGGACUGGCUGGUCAGCAAGGUGCCGCUUUGGCUCGCACCCAAUCUCAUCACCGUGCUCGGCCUGAUUGUCAACAUCGUCACCACCCUGAUCCUUGUCUAUUAUAGCCCGGACGCGAGGGCCGAGGCACCUAGGUGGGCAUGUUUUUUAUGUGCACUUGGUCUGUUUAUAUAUCAGAGUUUAGAUGCUAUCGAUGGUAAACAAGCCAGGAGAACUGGCACGUCUACACCAUUGGGCGAAUUGUUUGAUCAUGGAUGUGAUUCAAUAUCAACAGUGUUUGUAGCUUUGUCAGCGUGUAUAGCUGUACAAUUAGGACAUUACCCAACGUGGAUGUUUUUCCAGUGUUUCUGUGCAAUGACGCUUUUCUACUGCGCUCAUUGGCAAACCUAUGUUUCAGGUUCCUUGAGAUUUGGUAAAGUGGAUGUAACAGAAGCACAGUUUACAAUCAUAACUAUUCAUCUGAUUUCUGCAAUCUUUGGCCCACAAAUCUGGAUGAUAGAGAUACCAUUCUUAGAUGGUUUUAUGUUUAAGUAUUUAUUAGGAGUUAUGACAGUGGUGUGUGCACUGGCAAAUUUAUAUUCCAUAUUUUCGGUGAUUUUCACCGGAGGAGUGGGCAAGAAUGGUUCCACUGUGGCUAUUCCCAUGCUCGGUGUAGGCACGUUCAAAAACUACGUAGCAUUGGCCUUUUAUGCAGGCUACGUUCACGUGUUCCUUGAAUUCUGUAAAGUCUUUGAAUCUGGUGGGAUUGGAAAAAAUGGUUCCACAAUUGCAUUGCCAUAUACUGGCACAGAGGUGAAGGUGUUUCCGUUAUGGGCUGCUGUGGGCAUCGCUAUUUUACUUGCACAGAGCAGCAUAUCCGUCAUUCUCGCCGGUGGUGUCGGAAAAAAUGGCUCCACCGUCGCAGGAACAUCCGUUUUAUCGCCAAUUAUACCAUUUAGUUUUGUGGUAGUACCGGCUUUUAUAAUAUAUAGAAAAAGCGCCGAACAUGUCUACGAAAACCACCCAGCCUUGUAUAUACUUGCGUUUGGAAUGGUGGCGGCCAAAGUUACAAAUAGACUAGUGGUUGCUCAUAUGACUAAAAAUGAGAUGCAAUAUUUGGACAGUUCAUUAAUUGGUCCAGCUAUGCUGUUCCUUAAUCAAUAUUUCAACUUUUUCAUCAAAGAAUACUAUGUUCUUUGGCUGUGUUUCAUCUGGGUCACUCUGGAUCUCUUCCGGUAUAGUGCUCAAGUAUGUCUUGAAAUUUGCGAUCACAUGAAGAUCAAAUUAUUCAGGAUACCAUGCAACCAUCACACAGGCGCUAACCAGAUCAACGCCACCGAGAAAAAUGGUACUAAUAGGUCACAACGUAACAGAUUGCAUAAGAAACAUCAUUAG
This is a messenger RNA of Atta colombica, 1787 nucleotides long. RefSeq names its product cholinephosphotransferase 1 (gene bbc). The transcript is spliced from 10 exons. Gene Ontology annotation, molecular function: diacylglycerol cholinephosphotransferase activity; ethanolaminephosphotransferase activity. Lineage: Eukaryota; Metazoa; Arthropoda; Insecta; Hymenoptera; Formicidae. Bases 303 to 1787 code for a protein of 494 amino acids. Gene Ontology annotation, cellular component: Golgi apparatus; endoplasmic reticulum membrane. The record is from RefSeq and is a predicted model, not a curated record. Gene Ontology annotation, biological process: phosphatidylethanolamine biosynthetic process.